Messenger RNA from Fraxinus pennsylvanica, 1077 nucleotides. NCBI's taxonomy places the organism in Eukaryota, Viridiplantae, Streptophyta, Magnoliopsida, Lamiales, Oleaceae. The record is from the annotation of a GenBank genome assembly.
AUGGAGUCCGAGCUCAAAACCCUAGCUCCAACCCCCUCCGCGUCUCUACCCGAAUCCACCAUGCCCAUCGACGAUAAACGCCCGCUCCUCAAAUCCGAUCCGAACACUCCCCACAUCCAAUCCCAAGUGUCCAAUCCUAAUAUUGAAGAGAUGGAGAAGAAGUAUGCGGCUUAUGUGAGGCACGAUGUGUACGGGACAAUGGGACGGGGGAAGCUGCCUUGGCCCAGGAAAUUGCUUUGCACGGUGUUAAAGGCUCCCAACAGGGAGGAUGAGCAGGAGGAUUAUGCGCACAUGGGUGGGUGGAGGAGGGCGGUGAUUGUGCAGACUGGGAGGUUUUUUACGAGGGCUUUGCUGUUUAUUUUUGGCUUCUAUUGGAUUCGGAAAACAAUUAGGAGUAAUGAUGUUGAGGGGAAUGUGAACAAUGAGAAUGAGUCUAAGGAUCAAUCUGAAGAUAUGGAAAGACCUGGCGUUAUUGUGUCGAAUCAUGUAUCUUAUUUAGAUAUAUUGUACCACAUGUCAUCCUCUUUCCCAAGCUUUGUUGCCAAGAGAUCGGUGGCAAAACUUCCUCUCAUUGGUCUCAUCAGCAAGUGCCUUGGUUGUAUCUAUGUACAGCGGGAGUCAAAAUCAUCCAACUUCAAGGGAGUCUCGGGUGUUGUUAAUGAUAGAAUCUGGGAAGCUCAUCAAAAUAAGUUCGCCCCAAAAAUGAUGCUAUUUCCAGAAGGGACAACCACAAAUGGAGACUACAUCCUUCCAUUCAAGACUGGUGCAUUUUUAGCCAAGGCUCCGGUGCUUCCUGUCAUUUUAAGAUAUCCAUACCAAAGAUUUAGCCCUGCAUGGGACUCUAUGUCAGGGGCGCGCCAUGUGUUGCUUCUUCUCUGUCAGUUUGUAAAUUACAUGGAAGUGACACAAUUACCUGUAUAUUACCCAUCACAACAAGAAAAGGAUGAUCCGAAGCUUUAUGCUGAGAAUGUUCGACGGUUAAUGGCUCAUGAGGGUAAUUUGAUUCUUACGGAUAUAGGCUUGGCUGAGAAACGAGUAUAUCAUGCUGCUCUUAAUGGUUUGUUUUGUCAACGAUAG